CGGGCGGCGGCGGCGGCGGCGGCGGCGGCGGCGAUGAGCGACAUAGUGGAGAAGACGCUGACGGCGCUGCCGGGACUCUUUUUGCAGAACCAGUCGGUUGGCGGGCCCGCGGGCGUCAAGGCUUCUUUCUCUUCGCGGCUGGGCGGCCUCGUCCGCGGCAUCACAGCGCUAACCUCCAAGCACGAGGAAGAGAAACUAAUCCAACAGGAAUUGAGUAAUCUGAAAGCAACUGUUUCUGCUCCUACUACAACACUGAAAAUGAUGAAGGAAUGUAUGGUGAGACUUAUAUAUUGUGAAAUGCUUGGAUAUGACGCUUCCUUUGGCUAUAUACAUGCAAUCAAGUUGGCACAACAAGGAAACCUUUUAGAAAAGAGAGUAGGUUAUUUGGCUGUCUCUUUAUUUUUACAUGAAAGUCAUGAACUGCUGCUUCUCCUUGUGAAUACAGUUGUAAAGGAUUUGCAGAGCACUAAUCUGGUAGAAGUAUGUAUGGCACUUACUAUUGUCAGCCAGAUUUUCCCUCGAGAAAUGAUUCCAGCUGUUCUUCCAUUAAUUGAAGAUAAACUUCAACAUUCUAAGGAGAUUAUACGAAGAAAAGCUGUUCUGGCAUUAUAUAAAUUCCAUCUUAUUGCUCCUAAUCAAGUACAGCAUAUCCAUAUUAAGUUUCGGAAAGCACUUUGUGACAGAGAUGUUGGGGUCAUGGCUGCUUCUUUGCACAUAUACUUUAGGAUGAUUAAGGAGAAUUCAUCUGGAUAUAAAGACUUGACGGGGAGUUUUGUGACAAUUUUGAAGCAAGUAGUUGGAGGAAAGCUCCCAGUAGAUUUCAAUUACCACAGUGUGCCAGCGCCAUGGUUACAAAUCCAGCUCUUGAGAAUAUUAGGACUACUAGGAAAAGAUGAUCAAAGGACAAGUGAAUUAAUGUAUGAUGUUCUUGAUGAAUCCUUACGAAGAGCCGAGUUAAAUCACAAUGUCACAUAUGCGAUUCUGUUUGAAUGUGUGCAUACAGUUUAUUCUAUUUAUCCUAAAUCAGAAUUACUUGAGAAGGCUGCCAAGUGCAUUGGAAAAUUUGUUCUUUCACCUAAAAUAAAUCUCAAGUAUUUAGGACUGAAGGCUCUUACCUAUGUUAUACAGCAGGAUCCCACUUUGGCUCUUCAGCACCAGAUGACAAUAAUUGAAUGCUUAGACCAUCCUGAUCCCAUUAUUAAAAGAGAGACACUGGAACUUCUUUACAGAAUUACUAAUGCACAGAAUAUAACAGUGAUUGUCCAGAAAAUGCUUGAAUAUUUACAUCAGAGCAAAGAAGAAUAUAUUAUUGUCAAUUUGGUUGGCAAAAUAGCUGAGCUUGCUGAGAAAUAUGCCCCUGAUAAUGCAUGGUUUAUUCAGACUAUGAAUGCUGUGUUUUCAGUGGGAGGAGAUGUCAUGCAUCCUGAUAUUCCCAAUAACUUUUUGAGACUGCUGGCGGAAGGUUUUGAUGAUGAAACAGAAGACCAGCAAUUAAGGCUUUAUGCAGUUCAGUCUUAUCUCACUUUACUAGAUGUGGAAAAUGUGUUCUACCCACAGAAAUUUCUUCAAGUUAUGAGUUGGGUGUUAGGGGAAUAUUCCUACCUCUUAGAUAAAGACACACCAGAGGAAGUUCUAACCAAGCUCUACAAGUUACUUAUGAAUGACUCCGUUUCUUCAGAAACAAAAGCCUGGUUAAUCGCUGCUGUUACCAAGCUGACGCCCCAAGCACACUCUUCUAACAUAGUGGAGAGAUUAAUCCAGGAAUUCACCAUAUCUUUGGAUACUUGUAUGAGACAGCAUGCAUUUGAAUUGAAACACUUACGUGAGAAUUUGGAACUUAUGAAGAGUUUGCUUCCAGUUGAUAAAAGCUGUGAAGACAUGGUGGUGGAUGCUUCUUUAUCUUUUCUGGAUGGUUUUGUGGCUGAAGAACUUAGUCAGGCAGCACCUUACAAACCUCAUCACCAACGGCAGGAGGAAAAGCUUUCUCAGGAAAAAGUUCUCAAUUUUGAACCAUAUGGACUCUCCUUUUCUUCAUCUGGCUUCACUGGACGACAGUCUCCUGCUGGCAUUUCCCUUGGUUCAGAUAUAUCUGGGAAUAGUGCAGAGACUGGACUGAAGGAGACAAAUAGCUUGAAGCUGGAAGGUAUAAAGAAAUUGUGGGGGAAAGAGGGCUAUCUUCCUAAGAAGGAAGGUAAAACUGGGGAUGAAACUGAAGCUCUGCCUGUUCCUCAAGAGAGCAUAAUAAUGGAGAACGUAGACCAAACUAUAACAAAAAAGGAUCAGUGUCAAGUCCUUACCCAAUCUAAAGAGGAGAAAGAAAAGCAGCUGCUGGCAUCAUCGUUAUUUGUUGGGCUAGGAUCAGAAAGUACAAUCAAUUUGCUAGGAAAAGCAGAUACUGUAUCUCACAAAUUCAGAAGGAAAUCAAAAGUCAAGGAAACCAAAAGUGGAGAAACAACCAGUGCUCAUAAUAUCACCUGUUCUUACUUUAGUUCUUCGUCAAAUGCAACUUAUGAAGAUGAUUAUUAUUUGGAUACUUUGCAGGAUAGAGAAGACAAAGAAUUAAAUAAAUUUUCUCUCAAUUCUGAACUUUUGGAUUCUGAGUCACUCACAGAACUACCUUCAGUUGAGAAACUCUCCAAUUGCAAGCUGUCUUCACCAUCUUUGUUUACAGAUAACAACACAGAAGGUUUUCACCCUUCUCAGCCCACUGCACCCUCAGUUGCUAAUGAAACCUCUUUAGCUUCUUCUUUACUGGAAGAAACUUCAGAGCACAUGCAUUCAGAUCUUGUGGAGGUCUGUCAUAAUGAAACCAUAUCAAUGUCUUCUUACAAAAUUUGGAAAGAUGAUUGUUUAUUGAUGGUAUGGUCAGUUUCUAGUAAGAGUGGUUUGGAAUUGAAAAGUGCUAACUUAGAAAUUGCUCCAGCAGAAUAUUUCAAGAUCACUGAGCAACCUGGAUGCUGCUUGCCUGUAAUAGAAGCAGAAAGCAUCAAAACCUUUCAAUAUAAUGUGCAGAUGGAGAAACCUUUUACAGACGGGAAUCUUACUGGUUUUAUAAAUUAUCAAAUGAUGGAUACUCAUUCUGAUCAGCUUGAAUUUUCUGUAAACUUAUCGCUAUUAGAUUUCAUUAGACCGUUAAAAAUCUCAACUGAAAACUUUGGCAAGCUCUGGUUAUCCUUCGCAAAUGAUGUGAAGCAAAAUGUAAAAGUGUCAGAAGCUCAAGCUGCUCUGUCUUCUGCCCUAAAGACCCUGCAACAGAAACUAAGACUUCAUGUUGUUGAAAUUAUAGGCAACGAAGGGCUUUUGGCCUGUCAACUGCUCCCAUCCAUCCCCUGCUUGCUGCACUUUCGAGUUCAUGGUGAUGUAUUGGCCCUGUGGUUCAGAUCCUCCUGCUCUUCUCUUCCUGACUAUUUACUGUAUCAGUGUCAAAAGGUGAUGGAGGGAUCCUAGCAGAAGCUCUGUUGAUAUUUUACUCCAUCAGAAUAAAUGGUUUACAUAGAUAAACUUAUUUACCAAAGUAAAAAGAACUCUUGGUACUUCUAAUGAAAAUGGGGAUUAUUAUAAGCUGUGGUUCUGUGUGUUUUCUUUAUGAGUCCUGAUCAAGAAAGGUCCCCAAGAAACUGUAUCCUUAAUCUUUUACUCAGGAUUGUACAGUAUGUUUGGGUCCCAAAAAAGUGACCUAAUGUUAUAAACUGUUAAUGAUUUAUAUGUCACUUAGUGUAGAGGGACUGAAAAUAUUUAUUUUGUUAUAAAUAAUUUUAUAGCAAAUUUACUGUAGUGUUAGUUGAUUUGUAGUAAAACCAAGUCUCUGUUCUCCACAUUAAUGGAAGGGAGAUGGACAUGGCUUUGAUAAUCCCAAACCUAAUUUGUAUUUGGUUUUGGAAUGCAGUAUUAGCUUUUUGAUAGGCAAGUCAUUAAUUUCAAUUAUGUUUUGCUUAGAUUGGUAUUGAACUAAGUUGGCACAGUACACACUAACAAUUCAGGAGAUCCAUGAGCAUGCUGGAUAUUGGGGGGAUUUAAUCUGUGAUAUAGUUUUUAUUGUGGAUAACUUGUUACACAUAAUUGCAGAUAAUUUGGCUACAGAAUUUGUUUUCCGCUUGCAUUUAUUUUUAAAAUUUAAAGUGAAUCACUGUAUUCUUAUUUUAGAAACCCAGAACCAUUUACAAAAUAUUGUCAUAUGGAAACACAACCCAUAAGAACACACAGUACUAAAGCAAAUAGAUACAAAAGAACUUUUUAGUUAUGGUGAAUAUCUUAGUUAUCAGUUAGGUCCAGUUAGGUUUUGUGAGUAUAAAUGGCAAAACCAUCUUUCCUGGCUUUUGAAUCCACUAGUACUGAGUGGGUACAACCAAAACAGUGACUGCUUAAGUAUACCAUACAAGUUCUUCAGUAAAAUUUAUCGUUUUCAUGUUAUAGUUUGCCUUUAUGGCCUGUGUCAGAACUCUUCUUAGUAAAGAAGAAGUUAGGCCUCAUAUGAAUGAUGGACCACCAUCUUGAGAUUGUAUGUUAAAGUUAAAAACCAAAAUAGUAAGUAUUUUAUAAAAUCUUAUGGUGCUGUGGAAAAUAUUUAUUAUUUCACUUUUUCUGACACUUCACCAUGGGGACUGUUCUAGUAAUAUAGUUUUAAGUCAUCGCAGUUAGUUUUCUGGUUAAUUGGCACUGCUUAUCAUCCAGGUGUAGAGUUUUGGUUUAAAUGAUCUCACUAAUCAUAGCUGAUGAAGAUUAUUAAGGGAGUUCCCCAGAGAUGAUGGAUUUCAUUAGUUUUUCAUGUCUAGUGUUUUCCUCCCUAAAAACAAAAGUACUAUUUUUAAAAAUUAAUUUUAAUGUUAUUCAUUUAAAAAAAUGUGGUAUCUUUUUAAUUUCAUGCUUUUAAAAACUUGCAGUAAAACCUUGCUACAAGAGCAAUGAUAGGUGACUGGAAUUUCCUGCUUAGAUAUCUUUAGGUAUCUCCUUUUGGGUAGAAAAUUAGAAUCAUCUUCAAGCUCCCAGCAGUGUCAUGGUGAAGGGAAAGAGGUUGGUCUCUCUGGGGUGUAGUAGACACUGGUGGCUAGACUUAACAGCUUCUUUAUUUCUACCUCUGUCCACAGCUUCCUGCCGCCCCCCCCCCCACCAAUUCUGCUCUUAUUCUGACAAAGAAAUAGGAUGUACCCUCUCACUUUGUAGAGAAAUGCAGUGUAUGGCAAAAGAGGUGCUCCAGUUUUUUCGUAUCCUUCUGUGCAUUAAGGCUGGGUUGAGUAUGGCGCAGUGGGUGGAAGGUGCCCAGCAAGCAAAUGGACAACUACCUAGGAGAGAUUACAGUGAGCUGCAGUGCUUCUUGGUUGCAAGGUUGUUCAUGAGUGGCAGCGUCAGUUGUCAUGAAGUCAGUUGUCAUGAUGUCUGUUGGCUUGGCCAACAGAGCUAUCUGAUGGUGGGAGAUGUGUAAUAGUGGGUUGCGGCCAGGGCCAUCACUCUGGCCUGCCAAAGGGAAAAUAGUGCCACUUUUGUUCUUUCUGAACUCACUAAAUGAAGAGUAGGGUAAGUUUCCAUGGAAAAAAAAAAGUAGUAGAGUUUCCAUGGAAAUAUUUAGUAGAAUGUUUACAAUGUUUAUAUUUUUACAGUUUUAAAGCAACAGUAAGAAUAGGUUUUAAAGAGUUUCAGAGCAGCAUAUAUUCUGCCUAAAUUAACUCAAUGUUUUAAAUUCUAAAUCAGGUGUCACCAGCCUUUUUUGCGUUGCAGGAGAUGUGACUACAACGUAGGGAGAAUGAUUUUUGUGGGUAGAUGAUUUCUUUGCCUUCUAGUCACAGUUGAGUCAGGUGAAGGGGUGGCAUCUGGAGUAAGGGCGAGGGUGCUACGCAGCUGUGGGAGUUCUGCGCCAGGCUCCUUCACGGAGCGUGCAGGUGGCAGCAAGUAUGGGUCUUGGGGGAGGUCGGGGGGGGGGGCACCUAGCAAAGCCUUAAGAGCAGGUGAAUGGAGUAGGAUCAGGCACCCACCAGAGUAGUCCAUGUGGAGGCGGACAGAUCGGUUCAGGGGAGAGUGGGCCCUGAGGCAGGGUCCUGAAACUGCAGAGGGAAGCCAAGCAGUUACGAAGCGCUAAUGUGCCAAGCAUGCCAAGCACAGCAUGUGCUCUGUAGAGAGGCAGUAUUUUAAACUGUAAAAUACUAGCGUCUACCAAAACAAUUGUGCUGAAGAUGCAGUAUUGUGCUUUUUCUUUUCUUUCAUGUCAGUAAUAUUGUAAAAUAUUGAGCUCUUUGUCUUCUUUUUUUAUGGAUAAAUGUGGUCUUUGUCUCAUGAUUGUGAGCCCCUGAAAGUGCACUGAACCUAUUCACGUGUCUUUAAGGUGUUUUGCUGUGUUAAAAUUUUAGGAGAGACAAAUGCAAGUGAGAAUAACAACCUAGUAGGCGUUAAUUACCUUAUUGUGGAGUUGAAUUCUGUAAUUGGAAAAAAUUCAGUUAAAUAUGUAAUAAAUACAAAAUGAUCUAUA
Molecule: messenger RNA, 6457 nt
Organism: Nyctereutes procyonoides (raccoon dog)
Lineage: Eukaryota; Metazoa; Chordata; Mammalia; Carnivora; Canidae
Gene: AP4E1
Product: adaptor related protein complex 4 subunit epsilon 1
Biological process (GO): receptor-mediated endocytosis; intracellular protein transport
Cellular component (GO): membrane coat; AP-4 adaptor complex
Molecular function (GO): cargo adaptor activity
Source: RefSeq, a predicted model, not a curated record